This is a messenger RNA of Saccostrea cuccullata (small rock oyster), 1002 nucleotides long. RefSeq lists its product as uncharacterized. The record is from RefSeq and is a predicted model, not a curated record. The coding region runs from base 1 to 684 and encodes 227 amino acids. NCBI's taxonomy places the organism in Eukaryota, Metazoa, Mollusca, Bivalvia, Ostreida, Ostreidae. The transcript has a single exon.
AUGGUCAUCAUCCUCCACUUCAGUAAUGUUGAUUACUGGUGGAACAUAAAGACAGUACCUGGUUGGGCUUCAACGCAGCUGGUGUCAUCCCCCUUUACUUUGUUAUUUGUUCUAUCAUAUCAGCAAAUUAAAUGUUGGAGUGUAAGAGUAAAAAUCCUUUUACAUAUCUCUUCACUUCAUGACGCUAAGCCAGGGUCGGACAGAAGAACAUACAUAGAAGAACUAUCAGGAACUGUUAUGUUCGAAAUUUUGGAUUGCGUGGAUAACAUGGUACCAUUGUUCAUCAAAGAAGACCGUGAAGCUUUCCUGACGGGUCUCGUAGAAGCCUGUCUAAACUUUGUCCUACCAACCGUACCUCUUCUGACCCUGUUGCAUAGUAAAUUCGAACACGCCAAGCUACCCCAAAGUUUAAUCAUGAUAUAUAAGAUUAUCCUGGCCUACAUUGUCAACCUUCCACUUUUGGUCAUGAGAAUGAUUUUAUGGCACGGACUUGAUCAUGGAGUCUCCAUUUUUUCCUUGAAGAAUGUGAUUGUGAUCGCCAUGAUAUCGUAUGAUUUCUAUGAACACCACGAGACAGUUAUGGACAACUUGGAGGAAAAGCAUAAAGAUCACCGAACGGAGAACGGAGACGAAAGUUUACCAGCGGAUGCUUACGGAUUGGAAGAUCGUUACGACUACAAGUGAACCUUCCUAACUUGCUAACAAAAAGAGCAAGACAACUAGGUUCAAAGUUCAAGGCAUAAAACGCGUACCUAUAUGCAAUGUGGAGAUUUCAGGAUCUGUGUUGAUAUAAAGAUAGUGAACAAAAGCCCUUUUCUAAAAAAAACCCCUCCCUUCUAUCCCUAAGAAGCGAAGCAUUGAAGAUGCAAUUGUAAAUAUGAAUCGUUUUUCAAUGGAAAAAGUACAACGAAAAACGUGUUGAGGACCAAAUAGAGAUAAGUGAGUGUCAUUAAAUCGUAGGACAGAGAUGUAGAACUUUUACUUGACUAGAGUAAAUAAUUA